CAAAAUUAUUAGUUGUUCCGGACUGCAGACAGACAGUUGAUAAAAAUAACCACGGGCUCUUUAACGCGCAUAUUCAGAAUGUGCCUCCUGCAGACAUCUUACAAAAAGAAAGACCAGUAACGCCCUGUGCCGGAGACGAGUUGGUGCGGUAAAUAUUACUGCGAGCCGCCCAGAUACCUGACAGUGCUAAUAAUGUCUAAUCGGAGAGAGAAAAGACUGAAAGACCCAUACUGUGUUGCUGAAGACGUGAAUGAAAGGACUCUUUAUUAGGCUGGAUUUGGUUAAAAUAAAUGAACGUGCAUUUUCGGUUUGGGGUGUCCAGGUUUGCCAUGGAUUGAACUCUGAGUUUAUCAAAAUGCUGCAUUUGCUGAAUUAUUAAUUGCAACAGAUUUAUGGGAUUUUAAUUUUCAAGAAGGUCGCUGUUUUGUCAGUGGAUACGGACAUGUACCUCGUGUACGAAGACACACAAGAGGAAGAGCAGACCUCUUUCCCCAUCACCCUCGCUCAGAGUCUCGUAUACAUACAUCUCCGCUAGCGGUGAACACCUCGGGCUCAUACAAGUCCUGUGUAUAUACGGGUUUUGCAUGUCUUCAUUGUAAUCUACUGCAUCGUCCUGUCAUGUGCAGAGGAAUGAAUCGGACUUGGCUGUAAACGGGGCACGGAGCUGACGGCCGACGGGGUAUCUCUGUUGCGCAUCACAGUAUUAUCAGAAGACGUUGUCAUGGCCGAAAAGUCCCUGGAACCUGGAUCUGUCUGUAUUGCCAUGGAGGAAACCAUUCGCAAUGGUGGCGCACAGGAGCCGCCUUUGCUGACACACCUGAAGAAGGUUGAGAACCACAUUACAGAGGCACAGCGCUUCUCCCAUCUCCCCCGGCGCUCCGCUGUGGACCUGGAAUUCACAGAGCUCUCAUACACCAUACGUGAGGGUCCCUGCUGGCGGAGAAGAGGCUAUAAGGCCUUGCUGAAGUGUCUGUCUGGGAAAUUCUGUAGCCGGGAGCUGAUCGGCAUCAUGGGGCCCUCUGGAGCUGGCAAAUCCACACUGAUGAACAUUCUAGCAGGCUACAGGGAAACGGGAAUGAAGGGACAGAUCCUAGUAAAUGGGAAGCCCCGGGACCUCCGUACUUUUCGGAAAAUGUCCUGCUACAUCAUGCAGGACGACAUGCUGCUGCCACACCUGACUGCACGGGAGGCCAUGAUGGUUUCUGCGAACUUGAAGCUGAGCGAGAAUAUGGAUGUGAAAAAGGAGCUGGUGAAUGAGAUCCUCACAGCACUGGGACUCCUGGAGUGUGCUCACACUCGAACCCUUUCCCUGUCGGGGGGCCAGUGCAAGCGCCUUGCAAUUGCCCAGGAGCUGGUCAACAACCCCCCCGUCAUGUUUUUUGAUGAGCCCACAAGUGGUCUGGACAGCGCCUCCUGUUUCCAGGUGGUCUCCCUCAUGAAGUCUCUAGCCCAGGGUGGGAGGACCAUCAUCUGCACCAUCCACCAGCCCAGCGCCAAGCUCUUUGAGAUGUUUGACAAGCUCUAUAUCCUCAGCCAGGGUCAGUGCAUCUACAAAGGAACUGUUCCAUACCUCAUCCCCUAUCUGAAAAGUCUGGGUCUGCACUGUCCCACCUAUCACAACCCUGCAGAUUUCAUCAUUGAGGUGGCGUCAGGUGAGUACGGAGACCUGAACCCUGUCCUAUUUGAGGCAGUGCAGGGGGGAAUGUGUGCCCUGGAGGGCAAGAAGAACUCAAGUGACAAAAAUGACCAAGCCUCCUCCUGUCCAUCACAACGCCAAAGUGACUGUGGACAUAUUGAGAGACAUACCUUUGCCACCAGCACCUUGACCCAGUUCUGCAUUCUCUUCAAGAGAACAUUCAUCACUAUAUGCAGGGACAUGGUGUUGACGCAUCUUCGAGUGAUGUCACACAUCUGUAUUGGGGUUCUGAUUGGCCUGCUGUACCUCAACAUCGGCAAUGAUGCCAGCAAGGUCUUCAACAACACUGGCUUCCUCUUCUUCUCCAUGCUCUUUCUCAUGUUUGCUGCCCUGAUGCCCACCGUUCUCACCUUCCCUCUGGAGAUGUCUGUAUUUCUGAGGGAACACCUGAACUACUGGUACAGCCUGAAGGCAUACUACCUAGCCAAAACAAUGGCGGACAUUCCCUUCCAGGUGAUCUGUCCCAUCAUGUACUGCAGCAUUGUGUACUGGAUGACGGAACAGCCGCCCGAGGCAGGGCGCUACCUGCUCUUCAUGGCACUGUCCACCUCCACUGCCCUUGUGGCUCAGUCCCUGGGCCUCCUGAUUGGAGCAGCGUCCACCUCCCUCCAGGUGGCCACCUUCGUGGGCCCUGUCACUGCCAUCCCAGUUCUUCUCUUCUCUGGCUUUUUCGUUAACUUCGACACCAUUCCCAAGUACCUGCAGUGGAGCUCCUAUGUGUCCUAUGUCAGAUAUGGGUUUGAGGGUGUGAUCCUAUCAAUUUAUGGGAUGAAUCGCUCAGAACUGGAGUGUCCAGGGAAAGUCUGCAAAUUCCAGAAGCCAGAGGAGGUUCUGCAGCUGCUGGAUGUGGAGGAUGCAAAGCUCUACAUGGACUUCAUCGUACUGGGCAUCUUUUUUCUCAUCCUGCGACUGGCCACUUACCUGGUCCUCCGCUACAAGGUUAAGUCAGAGCGAUAGGCUCUCAGUACCCGUCCCAUCCCCCACCUUCUUGUCACCCCGCCCCUGAUAUAUCAGACCUGCGCAAAGAAAAUCCCAUAGGCACUCAUAGGUUCCCAUUCCCAAUGGUAUUUCAUAUCUAUAAAUUACCAACAGAGGAGACAUCUCAAGGGCAUUUCUGUGGUUUCAUUUCAUACUGUCAGACAUUGGCAUGGGCAGUCCAGAGCAUUGUUCAGCAUGUAGCAAUAGAAAUGGAUCAUAUUCUCACAAAUGGCCUCUCAAUUCUCAGCUGUCAUGACUCCUAGUACCACUGCAACCUGGGUGCACAAAAGGGGCUGCAAUGCAAUGGAAGUAACUUGCAAAAAGGCGGGGAACAUUGAGAGAAUAAUAAGAGAAUGUUUACAUUGAAUGUUGAAAUCAAAUGGAAUGUUUACAUAAAAUGUUUAUGAUUAUAGAAAAAGACAAACCAUAGACAGUCUUAUAUUUAGAGUGUCACAUGUCUCUUCGAAAAAAAAAUCAGAAAGAAAAAUUGGCUAUGACUGGACAUUGAAUUUAGCUAUCAUGAAUUUUCCUUCAAAGCUUUAGGCUCUGUUUUACAAAUACCUCCCUGUUAAUUCUGUACAUUCAUUUCUAGUCUCUUAAUUGGUUGGAUGGAAAGAAAACAUACUUGAACUUCAAAUUUUACCUCCAGAUUUACGUGGUGUAUGUGUUAC
Megalops cyprinoides (Indo-Pacific tarpon) is the source of this 3345-nucleotide messenger RNA. RefSeq names its product ATP-binding cassette sub-family G member 4-like. Gene Ontology annotation, cellular component: plasma membrane. NCBI's taxonomy places the organism in Eukaryota, Metazoa, Chordata, Actinopteri, Elopiformes, Megalopidae. The coding region runs from base 722 to 2653 and encodes 643 amino acids. The transcript has 15 exons. The record is from RefSeq and is a predicted model, not a curated record. Gene Ontology annotation, molecular function: ABC-type transporter activity; ATP binding; ATP hydrolysis activity.